Molecule: messenger RNA, 1365 nt
Organism: Dicrocoelium dendriticum
Lineage: Eukaryota; Metazoa; Platyhelminthes; Trematoda; Plagiorchiida; Dicrocoeliidae
Source: the annotation of a GenBank genome assembly
AUGAACAUCAACCUUAAUAAUUGCACCUUGAUUUGCAUAUUUUUUUCAAAGGUGGCUUUUGAUUCGAACUUUGAUCAAUUCGUGAAUGGCGUACUUCAUGAAAUCGCGGUCAAGAGCACUGAAGAACUGGCAACCGUGUAUUUGUGGAGAAAAUAUUCACGCUCCACGUUCCGGCUGAAUCGAACUUCUAUCACCGGUGACUCCUCAUUGCCAAAGCGAUCGAGUAGUAAAACCCCGACCAAGAAGCUCAAGCACUCCAGGCACUCUAAACGUUGCGAACUAACUAGCCCUUCAAAGCCGCAGGAUCCCACACUUCCAGGCACAUGGGUCGAAUGCAGUUUGUGUACAAAAUGGCGCUACUUACCUGAUGUUCACGACCCAAGUCUGAUUGACAUCAGCUGGCACUGCGCAUUACACCCGGCCAGUGGGGGAGUCGUCAACGCGUGCGAUAGACCUCAAAGUCCCCUACCAGCAGACGCGGAUGACGAAUGUAUCUACACCAAAUUCGCCGUUGGGUCUAUUGUGUGGGCAAAACUCCAAGGAUAUCCAGAGUGGCCCGCUAUGGUUUAUUACAACAAAAAUGGCCGAUACGCUGAAUUCAAUUGUCGUACGCGAGAAGUGACACAUUAUUACGUCGUGUUUCUGGAUCCGACUCGAUCCACAGUCAGCCGAAUCCGCUCGAACCGACUGCGGCGCUACACCGGAUUAGAGGAUCACGUUUCAUCCCAAACUCAUCAAAGGAAAUUUCGAAAGCGGAUUGAAGCGGCAGCCGAGGAGGCACAAAACGCCCUUCUCUUACCCAUACAGAUUAAUAAAGCCAUUACACAGCUGAACGGCACUCAUCUUCAUGUGCCGCCCAGGAAGCGUGGUCGGCCGAGGAAACGUGAGAUCUGCGAAACGGUGCAGGAUUUAUUACCCUUGGCGUCCAACUUGAAGACACACUGGGUGUCAGAGCGGACAAGAUGCAUCACACCACUUGCAACGCAGUGCGCCGUUGAAUCAAAGGAUCAACAGUCCGCCACAUCAAAAGUCAAAGAUGUAUUCGAGAACUCAUGGGAAUACGAUGCCCUUGAGUCUUCCGAGCUCCUGGACGAUUCUGAUAUCCAAUCACCACUACUAUUGCAAGCUGUGGAUUCGCGAGAGGCGGUUCGUCAGCAUCACACUGGUGGAUGGGGGGGGGGGGGGGGGGGGGGGGGGGGGGGGGGGGGGGGGGGGGACGCCAACCUGAUCGGGUCAUCCAGGUUGAGUCCUAUUUUUUACGCGACAUCACACUCAUUUGUCACGGCUCAAUUCAACUUUAUCGCCCCUAACAUAGAGGAAGGGUCCAACUACGAAGCGAUGCUGCACACAACUGGUACAUGUUGA